Messenger RNA from Gavialis gangeticus (Gharial), 10692 nucleotides. RefSeq names its product cadherin EGF LAG seven-pass G-type receptor 1 (gene CELSR1). Gene Ontology annotation, biological process: G protein-coupled receptor signaling pathway; homophilic cell-cell adhesion; cell surface receptor signaling pathway. The coding region runs from base 79 to 8355 and encodes 2758 amino acids. Gene Ontology annotation, cellular component: plasma membrane. Gene Ontology annotation, molecular function: G protein-coupled receptor activity; calcium ion binding. Lineage: Eukaryota; Metazoa; Chordata; Crocodylia; Gavialidae. The record is from RefSeq and is a predicted model, not a curated record. The transcript has 35 exons.
GAGCCGGGCGGCACGCCGGUCAUUGCCCUGCGGGCGCAGGACCCCGACGAGGGGGAGGCGGGCCGGCUGGCGUACUCCAUGGAGGCGCUUUUUGAUGAGCGCUCCAACGACUACUUCUCCAUUGACCCGGAGACGGGCAGUGUGGCCACCACCCGCAGCCUGGACCGGGAAACCAAGGACACCCACGUGCUGAAAGUGACGGCGGCCGACCACGGGUCCCCCCGGCGCCGCUCGGCCACCACCUACUUGACCGUGACUGUGAGUGACACUAAUGACCACGAGCCGGUGUUUGAGCAGCCUGAGUAUCGGGAGAGCAUCAGGGAGAACCUGGAGGUGGGUUAUGAGGUGCUGACCAUCCGUGCUACGGACGGCGAUGCUCCAGCCAAUGCCAACAUGCUUUACCGCUUGCUUGAGCCAGGUGCUGGGGACAGUGUCUUUGAGAUAGACCCGCGCUCUGGCGUAGUGAGGACCCGUGCCCUCAUAGACCGUGAGGAGGUCUCCGAGUACCAUCUGGUGGUGGAAGCUAAUGACCAGGGCAAGGACCCGGGUCCUCGGAGUGCUACAGCGAUGGUACACAUCACCGUGGAGGAUGAGAAUGACAACUACCCACAGUUCAGUGAGAAGCGCUAUUUGGUACAGGUGCCAGAGGAUGCCCCAGUGAACACACAGAUCCUGCAGGUGCAAGCAACAGAUAGGGACCGGGGCAGCAAUGCCCAAGUGCACUACAGCAUUGUGAGUGGCAACCUCAAAGGCCAGUUCUACAUCCACUCUUUCUCUGGCGCUAUCGACCUGAUCAACCCUCUGGAUUAUGAGACCAUCCGUGAAUACACGCUGAGGAUCAAAGCCCAGGAUGGGGGCAGACCUCCCUUAAUCAACUCCAGUGGGAUGGUGUCAGUGCAAGUGGUGGAUGUGAAUGAUAAUGCCCCCAUCUUUGUCAGCACCCCCUUUCAAGCGACUGUGCUGGAGAAUGUACCCUUGGGCUACUCUGUGCUACACAUUCAGGCAGUGGAUGCUGACUCUGGGGACAAUGCCCGCCUGGAGUACAGACUUGUGGACUUGAACCCCACUCCUGGGGGAGUAUCUGUAGGGGGGGCUGCUGGGUUCCCCUUCCAGAUCAACAACAGCACUGGGUGGAUCACAGUAUCAGCUGAGCUGGACAGAGAGACUGUGGAGAACUAUCACUUUGGGGUGGAGGCCAGGGACCAUGGAGUUCCUGUCAUGACUUCCUCAGCCAGUGUGGCUAUCACAGUUCUGGAUGUCAAUGACAACAACCCUACCUUCACCGAGAAAGUCUAUCACCUCAGGCUGAACGAGGAUGCAGCAGUGGGCAGCAGUGUCCUGACACUGACUGCAGUGGACAGAGAUGUCAACAGUGUGGUGACUUAUCAGAUCACAAGUGGCAAUACCAGGAACCGUUUUGCAAUCACCAGCCAGAGUGGGGGUGGGCUGAUCACUUUGUCCUUGCCCCUGGAUUACAAACAGGAGAGGCAGUAUGUGCUGACUGUCACUGCUUCAGAUGGUACACGCUUUGACACCGUCCAGGUCUUUAUCAAUGUCACGGAUGCUAACACACACCGCCCAGUCUUCCAGAGCUCCCAUUACACAGUGAGUGUCAGUGAGGACAAGCCUAUUGGCACAUCUAUUGUGUCUAUUAGUGCCACUGAUGAAGACACGGGGGAAAAUGCUAGGAUAACAUACAUUUUGGAGGAUAACAUCCCCCAAUUCCGCAUUGACCCAGACGCAGGCACUAUCACCACCCUGAUGGAACUGGACUAUGAGGACCAGGCCUCUUACACAUUGGCAAUUACAGCCCGAGACAACGGGAUCCCUCAGAAAUCUGAUACCACCUACGUUGAGAUUCUUAUCUUGGAUGCCAAUGACAAUGUGCCCCGCUUCCUUCGUGACCGGUACCAGGGCUCAGUCUUUGAGGAUGUGCCACUCUCCACCAGUGUUUUGCAGCUGUCUGCCACUGACCGGGACUCAGGCCUCAAUGGCCGCCUCCUUUAUACCUUCCAGGGUGGUGAUGAUGGAGAUGGAGACUUUUACAUUGAGCCGACUUCUGGCGUGAUACGCACCCAGCGCAAGCUGGAUCGUGAGAAUGUGGCUGUCUACAGCCUGCGAGCCUUUGCUGUGGACAGAGGCAGCCCACCCCUUAAAGCCUCUGUCGAUGUUCAGGUUACUGUACUAGACAUUAAUGACAAUCCACCUGUCUUUGAACAGGAUGAAUUUGACAUCUUUGUGGAAGAAAACAGCCCUGUGGGGUCCAUUGUGGCCCGGAUCAGUGCAGCUGACCCAGAUGAAGGAACCAAUGCACAAAUCAUGUACCAGAUUGUUGAGGGUAACAUCCCUGAGGUCUUCCAGCUUGACCUCCUCAAUGGAGACCUCACUGCCCUGAUGGAUCUGGAUUAUGAGAGCCGGACUGAGUAUGUGAUUGUGGUGCAAGCCACUUCAGCCCCCCUUGUCAGCCGAGCCACUGUGCACAUUCGUCUCCUAGAUCAGAAUGAUAACCCACCUGUGCUACAGGACUUCCAGAUCCUCUUCAACAACUAUGUGACCAACAAAUCUAACAGCUUUCCCUCUGGGGUGAUUGGCAAGAUCCCAGCCCAUGAUCCUGAUGUGUCUGACAGCCUCGUCUACACCUUUGUGCAGGGCAAUGAGUUAAACCUGUUGAUUCUGGACCCUGCCACUGGGGAACUUAAGCUCAGUCGAGAUCUGGACAACAACAGACCCCUGGAAGCCCUCAUGAAAGUGUCAGUCUCAGAUGGUGUUCACAGUGUUACAGCUCUCUGCACCCUGCGGGUGACUAUCAUAACUGAUGACAUGCUGACCAACAGUAUCACAGUGCGACUGGAAAACAUGUCUCAGGAAAAGUUUCUCUCCCCACUACUCUCUCUCUUUGUGGAGGGUGUGGCAACAGUGCUCUCUACUACCAAGGAUGGCAUCUUCGUCUUUAACAUUCAAAAUGACACUGAUGUCAGCUCCAAUAUCCUGAAUGUAACAUUCUCUGCGUUGCUUCCUGGUGGCAUUCGAAACAAAUUCUUUCCCUCUGAGGACCUCCAAGAACAGAUCUACCUCAACCGGACACUGCUAACCAUGAUCUCUACACAGAGGGUCCUGCCUUUCGAUGACAAUAUCUGUCUGCGAGAGCCUUGUGAGAACUACAUGAAGUGUGUGUCUGUGCUGAAGUUUGACAGCUCCGCUCCAUUUAUUAGUUCAAACACUGUCUUGUUCCGACCUAUCCAUCCCAUCAAUGGGCUGAGGUGUCGGUGCCCUCCUGGAUUUACUGGUGACUAUUGUGAAACGGAGAUUGACCUCUGCUACUCCAGUCCUUGUGGCAAUAAUGGGCUUUGUCGAAGCCGAGAAGGAGGCUACACUUGUGAAUGUUAUGAGGACUACACUGGAGAGUACUGUGAAGUGAAUGCUCGCUCAGGCCGCUGCGCACCAGGAGUAUGUAAAAACGGAGGAACCUGUGUUAACCUGCUGGUAGGAGGUUUCAAAUGCGAGUGCCCUCCAGGAGAGUACGAAAGACCUUACUGUGAAAUGACAACAAGAAGCUUCCCCCCCCAGUCAUUCGUUACCUUCAAGGGGUUAAGGCAGCGCUUCCAUUUCACAGUCUCCCUCAUGUUUGCAACCAGAGAAAGAAAUGCUCUUCUUCUUUACAAUGGCCGUUUUAAUGAAAAGCAUGACUUUAUUGCCCUAGAGAUCAUUGAAGAGCAGAUCCAACUAACAUUCUCUGCAGGGGAGACCUCUACCACAGUUUCACCAUUUGUCCUAGGAGGAGUCAGUGAUGGACAGUGGCACUCUGUUCAGGUGCAAUACUACAACAAGCCUAACAUUGGAAGAUUAGGAAUUCCUCAUGGGCCUUCUGGAGAAAAGGUGGCAGUAGUGACAGUGGAUGACUGUGACACUGCGGUGGCUGUGCGCUUUGGAAGUCUCAUUGGCAACUACACAUGUGCUGCACAAGGGACUCAGACUGGCUCAAAAAAGUCUUUGGACCUCACUGGCCCUCUCCUUCUUGGGGGUGUCCCAAACCUACCAGAAGAUUUUCCUGUUCAUAACAGACAGUUUGUUGGCUGCAUGAGGAACCUCUCCAUUGACAGCAAGCCAAUCGACAUGGCUGGUUUCAUAGCCAAUAACGGCACUCUGCCAGGCUGUGCAGCUCAGAAGAACUACUGUGAGAGUAGCUGGUGUCAGAAUGGGGGAACAUGUGUGAAUAAAUGGAAUACCUAUGCUUGUGAGUGCCCUCUGCGAUAUGGUGGGAAAAACUGUGAGCAAGUAAUGCCUUCUCCCCAGCGUUUCAGUGGUGAGAGCAUUAUCAUUUGGAGUGACCUUGAUAUUACUAUUUCUGUACCGUGGUACAUUGGACUUAUGUUCAGGACCCGAAAAGUUAAUGGCAUGUUAAUGCAAGCUAAUGCAGGAACUGCAUCCAAAAUCAACAUCCAGAUACUGAACAACUAUGUACAAUUUGACGUGUACAAUGGCCUGAAUCAGGUUGCUAGUUUGAAAAUGAUGCAGUCACGAGUCAGUGAUGGUGAAUGGCAUCAUUUGUUAAUAGAGCUGAAGAGCGCUAAAGAUGGAAAAGACAUCAAGUACCUGGCAGUCAUGUCUUUGGACUAUGGGAUGUACCAGAGUACAGUGCAAAUUGGAAAUCAGCUGCCUGGACUAAAAAUGAAAAGCAUUGUUGUCGGAGGUAUCUCGGGAGAUCAAGUAUCUGUGCAGCAGGGCUUUUAUGGCUGUAUGCAGGGUGUAAGAAUGGGGGAGACAUCUACAAAUGUGGCUACACUGAAUAUGAAACAGGCAGUGAAGAUCAAUGUAAAGGAAGGCUGUGAAGUAGACAACCCUUGUGAUUCCAAUCCGUGUCCCCAACACAGCUACUGCAGUGAUGACUGGGAUAGCUAUUCCUGUAUCUGCGACCCAGGGUACUUUGGGAGGGACUGUGUUGACGUAUGUAACCUGAACCCAUGUGAGCAUGUCUCCACCUGUGUCCAUAAACCCAGCUCAUCCCACGGUUACACCUGUGAAUGUGGACAAAGCUAUUAUGGGCAGUACUGUGAGAACAAAAUUGACUUGCCUUGCCCCCGAGGAUGGUGGGGGAAUCCUAUUUGUGGUCCAUGUAACUGCGAGACCAAUAAGGGAUUUGAUCCUGACUGCAAUAAGACAAACGGAGAGUGCCACUGUAAGGCAAACUACUAUAGGCCACAGAGCAGUGACACUUGCUAUCCAUGUGAUUGCUUCCCUUCUGGCUCCUAUACACGCUCUUGUGACAUGGAGACAGGACAGUGUCCCUGUAAACCUGGAGUGAUUGGGCGACAGUGCAACCGCUGUGACAAUCCCUUCGCUGAGGUUACCAUGAGGGGCUGUGAAGUGAUUUAUAAUGGAUGUCCCAAAGCAUUUGAAGCUGGCAUUUGGUGGCCUCAGACUAAGUUUGGACAGCCAGCUGCUGUGCCAUGUCCCAAGGGUUCAAUGGGGAAUGCAGUUCGGCACUGUAACAGUGAGAAAGGCUGGCUGCCUCCUGAGCUAUUUAACUGCACCACCAUUAGCUUUGUGGAUCUUAAACUCAUGAAUGAAAAGUUACAUCGCAAUGAGACCAUAAUGGAUGGAGACAAGUCUAUACAUAUCACAAAAGUGCUGCAGAAUGCCACCAAAUACACAAACUUUUUGUAUGGGAAUGAUGUGAGGACAGCAUACCAGAUGAUGAUCAGAGUCCUGCAGUAUGAGAGUCAGCAGCAAGGGUUUGACUUGGCUGCAACAAGGGAUGUGGAAUUCAAUGAAAAUAUCGUAAAAGUGGGUAGUGCCCUCCUGGACGCCAGCAACAAGGGACUCUGGGAACAAAUUCAAAGAACGGAGGGUGGCACAGCUCACCUGCUGAAACAUUAUGAGGAAUAUUUUAGCAACGUGGCACAAAACAUGAAGAAAACCUACCUGAAACCUUUUGUUAUUGUUGCUGCAAAUAUGAUUAUUGCUGUUGACAUCUUUGACAAGUCUAAUUUUACGGGAGCUAAAGUGCCACAGUUUGAUGAGAUUAAAGAAGAUUAUCCUAAAGAUUUGGAGUCAUCCGUUUUGUUCCCUGAUGCUUUGUUCAAACCUUCAGAAAGAAAAGUUCCCACACUGAAGCCUUCGAACCAAAAAUUAUCUAAGAUGGGUAGUAGCAUCUUAAACACUGAGAAUGAACUUACAAAGAGAAGGAAGCGACACCCAACUGAGUCAAAUGACUAUGCUGUGGCUGUAGUGAUUAUUUCCCGAGCCCUAGGACAACUUUUACCUGAGAACUAUGAUCCUGACCGAAGAAGCUUAAGGUUACCAAACCGACCCAUUAUUAACACACCUGUAGUGAGUACUACCAUUCAUGAUGAUGGGGAGCCUCUAUCAAACCUGCUGGAAAAGCCCAUUAUACUGGAAUAUGCCAUGCUCGAAACAGAGGAAAGAACUAAGCCAGUCUGUGUAUUCUGGAACCACUCAAUUGCAAUUGGCAUGACAGGAGGCUGGUCCUCCAAGGGAUGUGAACUUUAUUCCAGAAAUCAGAGCCAUAUUGCUUGCCAGUGCAAUCACAUGACCAGCUUUGCUGUCUUAAUGGACAUUUCAAAGCGAGAGAAUGGCGAGGUGCUUCCUCUAAAGAUAGUCACUUACACGACUGUAUCCAUCUCACUGGUGGCUUUGUUGAUGACGUUUAUACUGCUGGCUCUGAUCCGGACACUGCACUCAAACUUGCAUAGCAUUCACAAAAAUCUGGUGGCAGCUCUUUUCUUCUCUGAAUUGGUCUUCCUUAUUGGAAUCAACCAGACGGAAAACCCGUUUGUGUGCACCGUGAUAGCCAUCCUCCUGCACUACUUCUACAUGAGCACCUUUGCCUGGAUGUUUGUGGAGCAACUUCACAUCUACCGCAUGCUGACUGAAGUGAGGAACAUCAAUUUCGGACAUAUGAGGUUCUACUACGUUGUGGGUUGGGGGAUUCCUGCCAUUAUAACAGGACUUGCUGUGGGCCUGGAUCCAGAGGGAUAUGGGAACCCUGAUUUCUGCUGGCUCUCUGUUCAUGAUACCCUUAUUUGGAGUUUUGCAGGGCCCAUUGUGAUUGUUGUAGUAAUAAAUACUGUCAUCUUUAUACUAGCAGUGAAAGCGUCCUGCAGAAGAAGGCAACGUUCAUUUGAAAAAACAGGAGUUGCCUCUGUGCUGCGAACUGCUUUCCUCCUCUUGCUGCUGAUCAGUGCCACAUGGUUACUGGGGCUGAUGGCAGUGAACAGUGAUGUCAUGACAUUUCACUAUCUCUUUGCUAUCUUCAGCUGCUUGCAGGGACUUUUCAUUUUCUUCUUCCACUGUAUAUUUAACAAAGAAGUCAGAAAGCACUUGAAGAAUACUUUAACUGGAAAGAAACCUCUUCCAGACGACUCUACUGCAACAAGAGCUACAUUAUUAACUCGUUCUCUGAACUGUAACAACACAUAUAUAGAGGAACCAAAUAUGUAUCGUACAACUAUUGGGGAAUCCACGGUCUCCCUAGAAAGCACCGUCAGGUCAGCCAAGAGCCACAAUAGCUACCUUGCUUAUAUUCUCAGGGAUGAAGCUGCUCAUAAGCUCAGUGGGUCUUCAAGUCAAGCAAGAGCUGGUCAUACAGAAGUAGAUUCUUCCAUUUUUCAUAGGAAUCCAUCCAAAUCCAAUGAACAUGAUUCUGAUUCUGACAGUGAGCUAUCUCUUGAUGAACAUAGCAGUUCCUAUGCCUCCUCCCAUUCAUCAGACAGCGAGGAAGAUGGGAUUCAAACAGCAAAGAAAUGGAACACAGCUACUUCAAAAAAUAAUGAACGUGGCCCUCUUCACAGUACUCCCAAAGUUGAUUCCAUACCCAACCAUGUGAAACCAUAUUGGCCCACAGAGUGUAUAACAGGAAGCGAUGGGGAGGACCCUGGUGGCAAACAAAAACUGAAAGUGGAGACAAAGGUCAAUGUGGAGCUACAUGGGGAAAACCAAGCGAAUCACAGCAGUGAAGCACCGCAAGACAAAGAGAAUGAAGGGCAGCAGAAAGAAAACAGGCCUUUGCCCCACCAGAAUAACCAGCAGCCAGAACAGAGGAAAGGCAUCUUAAAAAAUAAAGUCUCCUACCCUCCCCCUCUGCUGGACAAGAACAUGAAGAAUCGACUACGGGAAAAGUUGUCAGAUUAUAAUCAAGCCACAAUCUCAUCCAGGACUAUGUCCUUAGGGACAAAUGAUGGGAUGCGUUCACCCUCAGACACAGGGGUGACGAUAAAAAAUCCACGGAGAGAACAGUCUUGUGAUCAGCUCAAUGGGACGGCUAUGAACGUCCACGUGGGAACAGUAAAUGCAGAGACCUCAGAUUCUGAAGGCAGUAAUGAAACUUCAAUUUGAAUCAUCAGGAAACUGUGAUGAUGGUUGCAUCCUGGGAAUACUUGCUGUGAUGUCACUUCCUUGGUACCUCGAAUUUCACAGAAAUUGCUGCAUGGCAAGGAUGAGGAUGGUAUCACUUCCUUUGCUGUGACAUAUUUUGGCAGACUUCUGACUGUACGUAAAAGAAAAAUCAUGCCCAGGACAUGCAUGAUGAAGCCACGUUGUGGUACAUUCUGCCGUGUGUGAAUAUGUGAACUGUGCCAAAAUGCAUGGAGAUGAGUAACAGGGAUUCUUUAUAGUGGAUGGAUAACUCAUAAGUCCAGAAAAGAAAAAUAGCAGUGCUUGCAGGGACUGCUCAUCUGUACAGCCUAUGCUAAUGAUUUUCACAGAAACCAUCUCUAUUCCAGUGGGCUACUGUUCCAGGAUAGUUAAAUCAGGAAGUCAAACCACAUCAGCCUUAAGGCAAGCACUAGGAGGUGCCUCUUUUUCUUUUUCAGUAUGAACCUUAUGGCUUGCUGAACUCUAGAGAGAGAAAUAUCACACCAAGUGCCCUUUAGCAUCUUUGCCAGCAUUUUACCAGCCUUUAUGGAUGCAUUGUCUUAAAAAAUGUCCUUUUAUAUAUAUAUAUAUAUAUAUAUUAAAAAAAAUGUAGAUACUUUUAUAUAUUUUGUAUGGUGACUCUAAAGAAAAUGUUCCAUUGUAUAUUUUACAUUUAUACUCAUCUUCUUAAUUUGAUAGUAGGAAAUCAAUGGAAAGAGUUUUUGAUAUUUUUAUAUGAAAAAAAUUGCACAAUUGUACUUGAAUUUGGCAUCUGACAGUGUACUUAUCUUUUGCAUGAAACCACCCUAAGAUGUGAUUCAGUUUCAAAAAUAGUACAGUGAAAAGGUUGAAUCUAAAUUGAUAAGUAUAAUUUAUAGGCUUCUAUUGCCAGAAUUUUUAAUAUUUUAAAGGAAACUAUGUAUUUUUAUAACCUUUACUAAAAGGAACAAAAAGGUUUCUUGUUUUUAUGGCCUUUUCUCUCACAUUGUUAUCUGAGCACACAAAAAUAUUCAGAAAUUAAAUUUUACAACUGAAAAUUCAAGUCAUAUCUUCAGUCAAUUGAAGAUUUCAGAACAGCUCUUGCAGGAGAGAGAUCAAAUUGACAAAUUACAAUGUUGCCCUAUUUAAAAUAAUAAAGCUUGUGUAAUUUUACAUGCUGGUCACCUAUUGACUUUCCUUUUCAUCACGUUUCUCUUGCUAAGCAACAAACCAGGGCCUUUUUCUGAGGACAAAUUUGUACAUUUCCCUCAUUGGACAAAACUGGUGUGAAACUUGCUGCUUUGUUUCCCUUCUUUAUUUUUUUUCCACCUCAAGUCAGCAUUUUGCUAAACAAAGCAGACUCUUAAGUUUUUCAGUUUCAUUUCUCAACUGUUUGACAAAUUCUUGACUAUCCUGACAUUCUGCACUUGCAUACAUACGCGCACGCACACGCACACAAUGCACACACACACACACACACAGUGAUUUAACGUUUUAUCCAAAGUGAGCAGAGUUUCACAAGUGUAAGAAAAAUAAGUGUGUUAAGUCAACCAACCUCAUCUUUUGGCAGUGUUUACAAAAACAAAGAUGUGAAAAUGUUCGUGUCCACAGCAAAGUUUUAGAGAAAAGCUUGUUAGCAAUUUGUUUUGGCUUGAAUAUCUGACUCAGAAUGACUUCUCAGAAUUAUUCUUGUGAAAAAAAACAUUUGUUAUCUACCUUUUCUAGUGGUUAGUAGUUCAUGUUAUAACAAUUUUUCAUAGCUACCAUUUUGAAAGGAUAUUGGCUCUCCCUUUGUAUGAAUGUGCAAGUGAGAAAGAACAAGCAGAAUCAAUAUAUCAGGAUGAAUAAAACACAUCAAGUUAGCUAAAAUUCAAUAAAGUAUAUAGCAGUCUUGAUUCUGUUGUAUUUUUCUACAUGUUAAGGUGUACUUAAGAGGCCUUUGGAAGGGGGAGAAGCAUGCUAUCUCAAAAUUAUGCAACAUACUGUGUGAAAUUUUCUGAUUGAAAAUUGUUUUGAAUGUUUCUGUCUGACCAUCACCCCAGCAAAGCGCUUGGACAUACUGUAUAAUCCGUGUUACAGUCAUUUUGCAUCUGUGUAUGUAUAUUUUGUCCCAGUGAGAUGUAGUUAGUUUUUACUUUGAUCAGAACUCUUGCAGUAAAUAAGUGUCAGUUGUAUUAAUGACAGAAAUUUAAAACCUAUUUUUAUGACUUUUUAAAAACUUUAUGGCAGAUUAGACACUGGAGGUUUUUUUAACAAAUGUGUAUUUAUUAAUGUGCAGACACUGGAAAUGCAGCACAGAUGAAAGGAGAAUUUACAAUAAAUUAAGAUUUUGAAUUUGUA